Molecule: messenger RNA, 1939 nt
Organism: Hippocampus zosterae (dwarf seahorse)
Lineage: Eukaryota; Metazoa; Chordata; Actinopteri; Syngnathiformes; Syngnathidae
Product: intercellular adhesion molecule 1-like
Exons: 5
Coding region: 380-1426 (348 amino acids)
Biological process (GO): cell adhesion
Molecular function (GO): integrin binding
Source: RefSeq, a predicted model, not a curated record
CCCUCUAGGACCUGAAUUUGACACCUAUGCUUUAAAUCGUUACCGUGCUGCUUUCAAAGUCCUCCGGAAGAAUGCAAAACUGAACGGAACAGGCGAGUUAGUUGCCUCUAUUUCAUUGUUGCGACAUGUUGACACAAUGACGCGGUGGGGCGGAUUUUUAAUCUGUCGAAACAUUUGCGCAAACUUUAACAAUGACUCAUUUUGAGGUUUUAUUUGCCGACUACUGGCGUCUUUAUAAGCAUUUCUAGGCGAGGCGGGGAACACUUGAACGCAACACUGUGCUACUUUUACUUUCGGUGCUUUUAUUUGAUUUUGUGACGAGCCAUCUUUUGUUUUUUGCCAUCUAGUGUAAAGAACUACCAGAUUCCCCACUUUUACGAUGAUAGUCAUCAUAUUCAGCUGCUUAAUAUUGUAUGCAGCAAAGCCUGCAAGCACUUCCUGCCCACUAGAAAUAACUCCUAACUUUGUGCUGGUGCCUUUCGGCGGCUCCAUCUCAGCUGUAUGCAAGUCCUUAUCCAGUCAAUUGAAGGGAAUGGGCUGGGAGUCGUCAUUUGGAGGCACGGGACUGGUGAAGGGUGUGUCGAACCUCACCUUGAAAAUAGAUUCGUUGCAAAGUUGGCACGUGAGUCCCAUCUGCUUUGUCAAUCUGAAUGGUUCUCAGUGUACGAAGGAUUUACCCGUCACCGUCUACAAAAUGCCGGACAAUGUGUCCAUAUCACUGGAGAGUCACGUUGGCCCCAUGUCAGAGCUUGAACCCUUUGUCGUGCGGUGUGAAGUCAAUCAGAUUGCGUCAAUACAGAAUGUCUCUUUGGAAUUGCUCAACGGCAAUGAAAGAGUGUCCAAUAUAUUGUUCAAUAAUUUUGACAACAAAGAGCCAGUUUCCAAAUCCUUCUACUUUUUCACGUUAUCAAAGAGAGAGUAUAAUGGAGCGCAAUUCCGCUGUAAGGCAAGGAUCGACCUUGGCCCAUUGGGGCACCUUCCAGAGAUGUCCUCGGAGCCGCUCGAGCUGAUUGUGCAUUACGCGCCGACCUUCAGCCAACCAACGAACGAGACUCUGACGCUCCAAGUUGGCAGCCAAAUGAGUUUAGAUUGCAGCGCCUCAGGAAACCCACUGCCGGAAUACAGCUGGAAGAUGCCUUACACGUCGAAAGUUCUGACUGAAACUCAAUCUGUUUUCAACUCCUCUUUCAAGCAUCCGGGCCCCUACGAGUGCACCGCCGCAAACUCUCAGGGAACCAUCACCAAGCGCUUCACGAUCACCCAAGCUCCAAGACCUCGAAGAACCUUGGCAUUGAUGCUCGGACUGUUUGUGGGCCUGGCAGUCAUGCUCUGCAUUUUGGGAUAUUUUUUUGUCACUCCCCAAGGGACAUUUUCUUCCAAGAAGCAGAGUUAUACUCCUGGAUCAGCCACGUCAGCUCCUGUAUGAUCCGUGCUUGUUUUUUUUUUUUUCCUUUUUCUACAUUUUUACAACUAAUUUUACUAUGCAAUUGUGGCUCUGCAUGAGCUUUUGUAUGACUGAGCUUUUUGUAUAUUGUGUGUGUGUGCGUGUGCUUGUGUGCGCUGAGUAGCCUGGAUGCAAAUGCCUGUUUUGGGCUAAUUUGCCAAAGAGACCAAGUGAAGUCCAAUUUUCACUACUCAACCACAACUUCUGGGUUCCAAAUUGCACAUCCAUCCAUCUAUGAGGUACAACUGAACCGUGUAGCCGCCGUUUUUGCACUUAUUUUCUCUUUGUGUUUGCUGCACCUUUUUAUAUCAUUGUUUGUAAACCUAAUUGCAUGAUUUUCAAUGCUUCUUGUCCACUUCUGGUUCGGUUUUGCACUAUAAACACUGACCUGUGAAUUUGCUUCUCCCCAUUGUGUUAUCAAGAAAAUCAUCCAUUUUGUUGUACUUGACAAGCAUUAAAUGCGCAUCGAUAGUGCUUUUAAUGUCAAAAAUGAAA